AUGCUCGCCGACGAAAAAUCGCCAAACUUCUACACCACCAACAAGGACGUCACAACAGAUGUCUACUCGGUCCCAUCCUCGAGCCUAAGCAACACCGCAUCAAGAGGAGGCCUCCCGGCUAAAUGGGUCCUCCACAAGACCAAAAAGGGCACUUUCAAGUCAACACUGAACAUCACCACCCCUGAAGGCGUCCUCUUGAACGCCAUCUCAACCCACACCAUGCACACCGGCAUCACAAUCCACAGCACCUCCGACCAAGACUCCUCUCCACUAGUAACAUGCAAGACCCACGUAAAGGACUUCAAAGUCCAAAUGCCAUCUCAGGGUAUCGAGCUCAAGACCAAAACUCAUUGGUGGAAAUCGACACUCCCGCGCGUCGAGUGGGAGAUGCCUACGGAGCAGGGUGUGCAGCACUUCGAAUGGGAGAGUUCGUACGGGAGUUGGAAGUUGACAAGGCGUGGCGAGACUGGUGAGGAGGAAGUUGUUGCGAGAUGGGUCUGCAGUUUCAGUUCAUCGAGGCUGUCAGGGGAAUUCGAGUUCAUGGGCCCAGGCGCAGAUGGAAGGCUUGGAAGCACUUUCCAAUAUAUCGCUGCUGCGAUAGCUAUGGGAAUUGGGAAGUUGACGAGAGAUGCCGCCGCUGCGAAUGCGGGUGCUUUUGCUGGUGCUUAUGCUUCUGCAGCUGCUACUUGA
Zasmidium cellare ATCC 36951 is the source of this 690-nucleotide messenger RNA. RefSeq lists its product as uncharacterized. The record is from RefSeq and is a predicted model, not a curated record. The coding region runs from base 1 to 690 and encodes 229 amino acids. NCBI's taxonomy places the organism in Eukaryota, Fungi, Ascomycota, Dothideomycetes, Mycosphaerellales, Mycosphaerellaceae. The transcript has a single exon.